AUGUUACGAUAUAUCGAAUUUUGUUUAUAUUUAGAAAAAUUAAGUUUAGUAAAAGAUGGUUUGCACCAAUAUAGAAUUAUAUGUCAACAUGGUAAUAUAGCAUCUCUUGGGAAAGUCAUUACUGAUUUUCGAGAUAAAGCAGAAGAGAAGGUUCGAUUAGCUAAAGAGAAUAUGAAUAUUAAUAAAGAUAAGAUAGAACAAGAAGAAAGUAAUGUAGAUUUUACAGAAAAAAUUUUAAUGAAUUCUUUAGAUAUGGAAAUAACUGGAAAAUAUGAACGAAAAUUACAAAAUGCAUAUAAAAUAUGUAUGGAAACAUAUAAGAUGAUUUUAGAAAUAUUAAGAGCUACCCCUAAAUUAGAAAAGGCAUAUCAUGAUACUGCUAAAAAAGCUUUAUUAUUUUGCAAAGAAAAUAAAAGAUUAACAGAAUUCAAAAAAUUGAGUGAUCUUUUAAGAAAUCACUAUAACUUAAUUUUAAGAGGAAAGCAUAAGCCUGAAUAUCAAUCUCUUUUAAAAAUUGAAUACCAUUUAGAAACAAAAAUAAUGCAACUUGAAACUGCUUGUGAACUUGAAAUGUGGAAAGAAGCAUCAAAUAUAGCAGAAGAUAUUUAUAAUCUUAAUAUGCAUGAAUAUUUUUAUAAAACAUUAAAAUCGGGAGCUAUGGAAUCAGAUAUGAACAAUGCUGAUCAAAAUGAUUCCAAAAAAAAAAAUUCUGAUAAAGAUGACGAAAAAGAUGCAAACGAAGCAACUACCAGUGGUAGUGCUGCUGCGACUUCAGCAAUUGCUAGCCAAAAUAAACAGAAGGAAAAUUUAAAAAAAUGGAUUUCAAUUUUUUACGAAAAAAUGGCUGAUAUAUUAUUUGUUUAUGAAAGUGAAUUAUUUCAUGGUUUGGCAUGGCUAAAAUAUUGUUUCCAUAUAUUAAAUUAUGGAAUAAAUAUUUCUGAAGAAAGGAAAAAAUUUAUAUGCACAAAAGCCGUGCUUGCUGUUCUAUCAAUACCUCGUAUUGGAAACAAAAAGAAUGAAGAUUAUGCAAAGAUUUUCGAAGCACAUAAAAAAAUGUCCCAAUUAUUAGGACAUACAAGUGUUCCAGUAAAGGAAUCAUUGAAAAAUGGAUUAAAAGUACGAAACAUAUUAAACUAUGCAGAUGAGAAUGCACAAAAAUUAUAUUCUUUAGUAGAAAAUAAAUUUACACCUUUAAGUUUGUGUGUAGAAUGCGAAGUAUUAUUAAAAGAGUUAGAAAAAACUGAACAUAAUAUAUAUAUUAAUAAAAUAAAAGAAGUAAUUUUUCAUAAAUUAAUAUUACAAUUAUCAAAAGUAUAUAACUAUAUAUCUAUUGAUUAUUUUAUUGAAAAUAUAUGCUCUGAACAUUUUAUAUCAUGGAAUGAUGCUGAAACAAUGUUAGUCGAUUUAGUAUAUCAAAAAGAGUUAGAAAUGAGAAUCGACUUAACAAAAAGAGCUAUAUAUUUUGGUGAUAAAGAAAAUAUAAAUCGUAGUAAAUUAAUAAAAGAUUCACUUAUAAAUAUGUACAAUGAAUUAUAUAAUGGGUUACGAAUGAUUAAUGAAUCUAUAAGUAUAGAAAAUGAAGUAGAAAAUACACAUACAAAACUAUUAAACUAUGAACAUGAAUUUAAUUUAUUAGAUAAAGGAAAUAAACAUAUAGGAAAUUAUGCUACUGCAGAUAUUGAGGAUAUUGUAGAAAAUGAAAUUAUUGAAGACAAACCAAUAGAUGAUGAAAAAAUAUUAAAAAAAAUAUAUGAUAAAAUAGAUGAAGAACAUCACAAGUUACAGCUUCUAAGCGAAGAACAUAAUAAAAAACGAAAGGAAAUGUUAAGAAAACAAAAAGAACAAGAACAAGCUCAAUUAAAAAUAAGAAUGGAAAAGAGAUUAUUAGAAGAAAAAUUAGAAAAAGAAAAGAGAGAAGAAUUAGCAAAGAAAGGAGAAAAACUUAGAAUAAAAGAAGAAAAGAUAAAGAAAAAAUCAGAAGCUGCAGAACAAAUGCUUAAAGAAAUUAAAAAAUUAUGUACUAAUACUACUAGUAAAAUAUUAAUGAAAGGAAAAUAUCUUGAUGAAAUUACUAUUGAAGAUAUAUUAAAUGGAUAUGUCGAUUUUGAGGAUAUUGAAGAAGUACAAGGAAAAAUCCGAUUAAAUGAAAGAAAUGAAAUUAUAAAAAUUAGAAAAGCUGAAGCUAAAAAAGUUGAUCAUUAUUUUAGAGCCUUAAGACAAGUAGAACUUAGUCAUAUGAAUAAAUGGAUAGCUUUAAUUUUCCAAGAAGAUACUGAAAUUUUAUUACAAGAACAAAAAGCAGCUGAAGAAGAGAAAAAAGCUGAUUUUGAAGCUGCACUUAAAGAAAAAGAAGAAUAUAUGAAAUUUUCUAAUGACAUUGAAGAAUUUACUAAAACAGAAAUGCAACAAAGAGUAGUAGAAUUUGAAAAAGAUCUAAAAGAACAAAAAGAACGUUUACAUAGAUUAUUAAAAGAAGAAAAAAUACAAAGAGCUAGAGAUAGAAGGGAACAACAUAUUAGGAAAUUAAAAGCAGAAGAAGAAAGAAAAAGAAGAGAAGAAGAAGAAGAGAGGUUAAGAAAGGAAGAAAUUGAAAGGAAAAAGAAAGAAGAAGCUCAUAAAAAAAAACUCGAUGAAAUAAGUAGAAUACAAAGAGAAAGAGACCUAGAAAUCGAACAACAAUUAUUAAAACAAAAUGAAGAAUCCAGAAGUGGAGAAAAAUCUUUGAGGAAAUCAUCCGCCGAUGAUGAAUUCACAUGGAGAAGACAUGAAACAGGUGCUUCUCAAUAUGACGAUGAUAAUCAUAAAAGGCAUCAUGAAAAUAAUGACGACCAUUAUAGAGAUUCUUCUGAAAGAAGAGAUAGAAAAGGUUGGUCCGGAAGAGAUAGAGAUCGAGAAAGAGAAAGGGAUAGAGAAAGAGACAGAGACCGAGGAAGAGAUAGAGAUAGAGAAAGAGAUAGAGACAGAGAAAGAGAUAGAGACAGAGAAAGAGAUCGAGACCGAGGAAGAGAUAGAGAUAGAGAAAGAGGUAGAGAUAGAGAUAGGGAUAGAGAUAGAGAAAGGGAUAGAGAAAGAGACAGAGAAAGAGGUAGAGAUAGAGAUAGGGAUAGAGAUAGAGAAAGAGAUAGAGAAAGAGACAGAGAGAGAGGAAGAGAUAGAGAUAGAGACAGAGAAAGAGAUAGAGGUAGAGAAAGAGACAGAGAAAGAGACAGAGGAAGAGAUCGAGAAAAAAGAAGAGAUAAAGAUGAUUAUAGUCCAAAUAAUAGUGAUAAUGAAAAGGAAAGAAAUGCAUGGAAUUUACGAAAUGGUGACGGUGGUAUUGAAUCCGAUGAAAAUAAAAAAAAUCACGUAAAAGGUGAUGAUAGUGGAAACAAUUUGAAAGGAAGUAAAAGAGAUGGAGAAAAACAUAAGGAUAAUGAAAAUACCAGCAAUGAUAAACGAGAAGAAAAAGGUGAUGAAAAAGGGCAAGGAUCUGAUGGAGGAAAUUUUACAGUUUUUACCAAAAAGAAAAAAAACUUUUUAAGAUAUUUUACAAAAACAUAA
Plasmodium vinckei vinckei is the source of this 3540-nucleotide messenger RNA. RefSeq names its product eukaryotic translation initiation factor 3 subunit A, putative. Gene Ontology annotation, cellular component: multi-eIF complex; eukaryotic translation initiation factor 3 complex, eIF3e; eukaryotic translation initiation factor 3 complex, eIF3m. NCBI's taxonomy places the organism in Eukaryota, Apicomplexa, Aconoidasida, Haemosporida, Plasmodiidae. The coding region runs from base 1 to 3540 and encodes 1179 amino acids. Gene Ontology annotation, biological process: translation reinitiation; formation of cytoplasmic translation initiation complex. Gene Ontology annotation, molecular function: translation initiation factor activity; mRNA binding. The transcript has a single exon. The record is from RefSeq and is a predicted model, not a curated record.